AGUUUUAUAGAUUAGUUGAUAGUUUUGUUUUUUUAAGUGAUAAAAUAAAACAAGAAAAAAAGUAUGAAUGCAUUCCUCAUCCUUAAAGAUGGUCCUACUUUUGCCGGCCAUCACUUCGGCUACGAGACCAAUGUCACCGGAGAAGUUGUUUUCCAGACAGGAAUGGUCGGCUAUGUCGAGUCACUAACUGAUCCGUCAUAUCAUAGACAGCUACUGGUUCUGACCUAUCCGUUGAUAGGCAACUAUGGUGUUCCCGAUACUAACCAAAUACUAACAGAUGAUUGGGGACUACCGAAGUGGUUUGAGUCGUCAAAGAUAUGGCCAAUCGGUUUGAUUGUCGGCGAGUAUUCCGAAUACUAUAGCCACUGGAAUGCCGGCCAGUCAUUGGAUAAGUAUUUGAAAGCCUUUAAAGUUCCCGGAGUCCAGGGUAUCGACACUAGAAAACUGACAAAAUAUUUACGUAAUAGUGGCAGUUGUUUGGCUAAGUUGGUCAUCAAAGAUAUUGUUAUUGCCAAUGAAUUGUCAUUCAGUGAUCCCAAUUUGGAUCAUCUGGUCGAAGAUGUUUCCAUCAAACAAUCAGUUGUCUACAACCAGAAAGGAUCGCCAAGAAUAUUGGCCGUCGAUUGUGGCAUAAAAUACAAUCAAAUCAGAUGUCUGGCGGCCAGAGGAGCUCGGGUUGAAGUAGUCGGUUGGGACUAUCCGUUUGCCGACAAUCCGGCCACUUAUGACGCCAUAUUCAUCAGCAAUGGUCCGGGAGAUCCGGACAAAUGUACAAAAACUAUUGAAAACAUCCGGAAACUGAUUACCGGCGACACUGUCGUAUGUCCCAUAUUUGGUAUCUGUUUGGGACAUCAAUUGUUAGCCAAAGCGGCCGGUGCCCAAACAUACAAAAUGCCGUACGGUAAUCGUGGCCACAAUCAACCGGCACUGUUUUUGGACACAAUCAGCUGUUGUAUUACAUCGCAAAAUCACGGUUUCGCUGUCGAUGUCAAAUCGUUUCCCGUAGCAGACGAAUGGAUCCCAUUGUUCACUAAUGCCAACGACAAUAGCAACGAAGGAAUUGCUCACAAAAAUAAACCGUAUUUCAGUGUCCAGUUUCAUCCGGAACAUACAGCUGGACCCGAGGACAUGGAGUUUUUGUUUGAUGUAUUUCUCGACACUGUAACCAGUCAUCGGAAAAAACUUAAUGAUCCGUUUAUAUCAAUUGCCGAUCGGAUCCGAAAGUAUUUCCCGUUGACCACCAUUUCAUCGAUGGUUACGACCAAGAAACCGCGAAAAGUUUUGAUUCUCGGUUCUGGCGGACUAUCCAUAGGACAGGCCGGCGAGUUUGAUUACUCGGGCUCGCAAGCGAUCAAAGCCCUAAAAGAAGAGAAGAUCCAAACUGUUCUCAUCAAUGCAAACAUUGCCACCGUUCAGACAACGCCUGGUUUGGCUGAUAAAGUCUACUUCUUGCCAAUCACUUUGGAUUAUGUAACAGAUGUGAUCCGAUCGGAACGGCCCGACAGUGUUAUGCUUAUGUUUGGCGGACAGACAGCUCUCAAUUGUGGCAUUGAAUUGGAGAAAAGCGGAGUUUUGCGUGACUAUAAUGUAGAAGUAUUGGGAACACCAAUCAAAUCGAUUAUUGAUUCGGAAGAUAGAGAAAUAUUUUCGCAAAAAGUUACCGAAGUUGGCGGCGAAGUAGCACCGAGUCGUGCAGCCUAUUCGGUUGAAGAAGCUUUAGUUUAUGCCGAACAAUUGGGUUAUCCGAUACUGGCCAGAGCUGCCUAUGCUUUGGGAGGUCUCGGCUCGGGCUUUGCCAACACACCCGAAGAACUCAAACAGAUUGUUAGCCAGGCGUUGGUUAACUCGAAUCAGGUUUUGCUCGACAAGAGUCUGAAAGGUUGGAAGGAAGUCGAGUAUGAGGUGCUGAGGGAUGCCUACGAUAACUGUAUUACUGUCUGUAAUAUGGAAAACGUCGAUCCGUUAGGCAUUCAUACCGGUGAGUCCAUUGUGGUGGCGCCGAGUCAGACACUGACCAACUAUGAGUACAAUAAGUUAAGGACAAUGGCCAUCAAAGUGGUCAGACAUUUGGGUGUUAUCGGCGAAUGUAACAUCCAGUACGCGCUGAAUCCCGAAUCCGAACAAUUUUACAUAAUCGAAGUCAAUGCUCGACUGUCCCGAAGUUCGGCAUUAGCUUCGAAAGCCACUGGCUAUCCGUUGGCCUACAUUGCGGCCAAAGUAGCUCUCAAUAUACCGCUGUCGCAACUGGUCAACAGUGUUACCAAUGAAACGACCGCUUGUUUCGAGCCGGCACUGGACUAUUGUGUGGUGAAGAUUCCGCGCUGGGAUUUGGGAAAGUUUACGGGCGUUAGUCAUCAAAUCGGUAGUUCCAUGAAGAGUAUCGGCGAGACUAUGGCAAUCGGCAGGACUUUCGAGGAAGCGUUUCAAAAGGCUCUGCGAAUGGUCGACGAAACAGUCGACGGUUUAGAUCCGUUUCUCAAGAAACCAAACAAACAGGAGUUAGAAUCGCCAACCGAUAAACGUAUCUUUGCUUUGGCCGCCGCUCUCUAUGACAACUGGACUAUUGACCAGUUGUAUGAGUUGACCAAAAUUGAUGAAUGGUUUCUCUAUAAGUUCAAAAAUAUUAUCGAUCAGCUCAAAGAAUUAAAGUCACUGCAGACUACCGACGGUUUGACGGCCGCUGUUUUGCUUAAAGCCAAGAGGUUAGGCUUUUCCGAUAAAAUGAUUGCCCAAUGCGUCGAAAGUACCGAAUUGGUGAUCAAAAAACUGAGAGACGAAAACAAUAUCAAACCGUUUGUCAAACGAGUGGAUACAGUGGCAGCCGAAUGGCCGGCCACUACAAACUACUUGUAUUUGACCUAUAAUGCCGAAGAAAGUGAUAUCGAUAGUCAUGACAAUAACGCUGUUAUGGUAUUGGGAAGCGGUGUCUAUCGGAUUGGAUCAUCGGUUGAGUUUGAUUGUUGUUCAGUUGGUUGCGUACAGGAGCUGAAAAAGAUGAAUAAGUCGACGAUUAUGGUUAACUGUAAUCCGGAAACAGUUAGUACCGAUUACGACAUGUGCGACAAAUUGUAUUUCGAAGAGAUAUCGUUUGAGACGGUUCUCGAGAUCUAUCACUUGGAGGCACCGGAAGGUAUUAUCUUGAGUAUGGGCGGACAGUUGCCCAACAAUAUAGCUAUGGAUUUGUUCGGCCAGAAUGUAAAAAUAUUGGGCACAUCACCCGAAUCGAUAGACAAUGCCGAAAAUCGGUACAAAUUUUCCCGAUUGUUGGACCUGAAGAACAUUCAUCAACCGAUUUGGGUGAAAGUGGCCGAAAUAGACAAAGCCAAAGAAUUUUGCAAACGUAAUGGUUAUCCGUGUAUUGUUAGACCAUCGUAUGUGCUAUCGGGUGCUGCCAUGAAUGUGGCCACUUCGGAGCGUAACUUAGAAAACUAUUUGAAUGAAGCGACGGCUGUCUCGAAGGAACAUCCGGUAGUCAUCUCGAAGUUCAUAAUCGAUGCCAAAGAGAUUGAUGUCGACGCUGUUGCCCAGGACGGCGAACUUGUAUGUAUGGCCGUCUCGGAACACGUGGAAAACGCUGGCGUACACUCCGGUGACGCCACUUUGGUAACACCGCCGCAAGAUUUGACACCGAAAACGUUAGCAAAUAUCAAAGUUAUUUGCGAAGCCAUUGGCAAAGAACUGUUGGUCAACGGUCCCUAUAAUAUGCAACUGAUCGCUAAAGACGACGACCUUCAAGUGAUUGAAUGCAAUCUUCGAAUUUCCCGAUCGUUUCCAUUUGUGUCGAAGACAUUGAACUGCGAUCUGGUGGCGUUGGCCACCAAAGUGAUUAUGGGUGUCAAAGUAGAUCCCAUUGAUAUUGUUUUGGGCAAAGAUCUGAUAAACGGUUAUAUUCCGCGAAGAGUUGGUGUCAAAGUACCACAGUUUUCGUUUUCACGACUGAGCGGUGCCGACGUAACACUAGGCGUCGAAAUGGCCAGUACUGGCGAAGUGGCCUGUUUUGGUCAGAACAGAUAUGAAGCAUAUCUGAAAGCUAUGCUUUCGACUGGUUUUCGUUUGCCGGUUAAGAAACGGGUAUUCAUAUCGAUAGGACAGCACCGGCAGAAAAUUGAAUUAUAUCCAAGUAUUAGAGCUUUAUCUAAUAUAGGUUUCCAUUUGUUUGGUAGUCUGGGAACCGCUGACUUUUACAAUGAAAAAGGUAUUAAUGUUGAGGCCGUCGAGUGGCCAUUCGAUGACGAAGACAAAGUCUGCCGUUUCAACGAUAUUGCCAACUAUUUGUCGACCAAAGAGUUUGAUUUGGUAAUCAAUAUACCGAUGAGAACUUCGGGCAAUCGCCGAGUAUCGACAAUCGGUUAUUAUGCCCGACGUUUCGCUGUCGACCACUCGGUACCGCUCAUAUCUGAUGUAAAGUGUACCAAACUGUUGGUACAGGCGCUUCAGUUGGUCGAAGGUCGGCCACCGGUCAAAACGCAUAUCGAUUGUUUGACGGCCAGCAAAAUAAUCAGACUUCCGGGACUUAUUGACAUUCAUGUGCAUCUGCGAGAACCGGGCGAUGAGCACAAAGAGGACUGGGAAUCGGGAACAGAAGCCGCAUUAGCCGGUGGUUUCACUUUAAUAGGAGUGAUGCCAAACACCAAGCCUGCCAUCACUGAUGCCGAAACCUAUUCAGAUGUGUCCAAUUUGGCCAAAACUAAAGCCAAAUGUGAUUAUGCAUUGUUUUUGGGCGCCACCAGUAGUAAUGCCGAAAUUGUGGCCAAAUUAGCCAAAAAGAAUCCCAUUCUGUCGCUGAAAAUGUAUUUGAACAAUACGUUCGGUGAUCUUUGUUUGCCAAAUAUGACCGAUUGGAUGAAACAUCUCGAGUGUUGGCCAAAAGACAUACCGAUCUGUGUUCACGCCGAACGCCAGACAACUGCUGCCAUCAUAUCGUUGGCACAUCUCUACAAACAGCCCAUUCAUAUAUGCCAUGUGGCCCGAGAAGAGGAGAUACUAGUGAUCAAGAAAGCCAAAGAACAGGGCGUCAAAGUUACCUGCGAAGUAUCACCGCAUCAUCUGUUCCUAACCGAAGAUGACAUCAAAUGUAUUGGUGGUGAAUCGAGAAGUAAUGUUAAACCAUGUUUGGUGACGAAAAAAGAUCAACAGGCUUUGUGGAACAACUUAGCCAUCAUCGACAUCAUUGCCUCGGAUCACGCACCACAUCUUAGCAGUGAAAAAGUGGGACCUAAUUCGCCGCCCGGUUUUCCCGGACUUGAGACAACAUUGCCGUUGUUGUUGACAGCCGUCAAAGAGAACCGAUUGACAAUCGAUGACUUACUCAAUAAGUUGUGUUACAAUCCCAGACGUAUCUUCAAUAUACCCGAACAGAAGAAUACCUAUAUAGAGGUCGAUCUAAACGAAGAAUGGAUAAUACCUGAGGCGAUGCCAUUCUCGAAGGCCGGUUGGACUCCGUUUGCCGGUCGGAAAGUUUACGGACGAGUCAGACGUGUUGUUAUGCGCGAUACGGUUGCCUUUGUCGACGGCCAGGUAUUAGUCGACAAACAUUUCGGACAAAAUGUUUUCAAACUGGAAGGCGACGGUUCCAUACCAUCGCCUGUCGAGACUGCCGUUGGAUUUCAAAAUUUAGUUAACCAUCAAAAGCUCAGCCAAACUCAUGAAAUUUAUACGGAAAUGCUCACAGAAUUGGAAAUUCCGGCCCAGAAUCUAAAGGCUCAGAAUCAGCUGAAAAAACCCCUAACAGUAAUGCUUAACAGUCCAUCCAAUGCUAAAAUAGGGCCAAUUAUAUCUCCGGUUCCCAACAUUGAUAACCGACUCGUUGGUCACGAUAUACUAUCGGUUGAUGCCUUCGAUAGGGAACAGUUGCACGAGUUGUUCAAUUUGGCCCAUAAGUUUCGGUUGUGUGUCCUCAAUGAUAAACCGCUAGAAAGAGAUGGUCAGAUCAUACGUAUUGAAGACAUACUGAAAGGCAAAGUAAUGGCAUUGAUGUUCUAUGAGGUCAGUACGCGAACCAGUUGUUCGUUUGCGGCGGCUAUGCAUCGAUUGGGUGGUUCGGUCGUCAAUUUGAACGAAGAGUCUUCGUCGGCCAAAAAAGGCGAAUCACUUGACGAUUCGGUUCAUAUAAUGGCUAAUUAUACUGAUGUUAUUGUCAUCAGACAUCCAGAAAAGCAUGCCAUCAAUAGAGUGGCCAAAUCCAGAUCGUGGGCUAAGCCUAUUAUCAAUGCCGGCGACGGUAUUGGCGAACAUCCGACACAGGCAUUGCUCGACGUGUUUACCAUAAGAGAAAGCAUCGGAACUGUUAAUAAUUUAAUGAUUACAUUAGUCGGCGAUUUGCUUAAUGGCCGCACUGUCCACUCAUUGGCCCGAAUGUUGUCCAACUAUUACGGUAUAACAAUGCAAUUUGUAUCGCCACCGCAGCUGAAAAUGCCCGAUGAAAUCAAACAGUUUUUGGCUCAGAAAGGUAUCCGAUUUUUGGAAACUCAAUCACUACACGAGGCACUGCCCGAUACGGAUGUCUUGUAUAUGACACGUAUUCAGAAGGAACGGUUCCAAAGUGAACAGGACUAUAAAAAUUGUUGCAAUCAUUUCAUUAUAACACCACAGUUGAUGACCAAAGCCAAGUCCAAUAUGAUUGUUAUGCAUCCAUUGCCCAGAGUUAAUGAAAUAGCGCCUGAGUUCGACUCCGAUAAGAGAGCCGUUUAUUUUACACAAGCAGAGAACGGUAUGUUUGUCCGGAUGGCACUGUUGGCUAUGGUUUUGGGAAAGUGCUGAUUGCUGAAGACCAACCAACCAACCAACAACCAUACCAUUCCCAAGUCAUACAAAUACAACAACAAAUUUUAAA
Messenger RNA from Oppia nitens, 6832 nucleotides. It is a transcript of the gene rudimentary, whose product is annotated as CAD protein-like. The record is from RefSeq and is a predicted model, not a curated record. Gene Ontology annotation, biological process: 'de novo' pyrimidine nucleobase biosynthetic process; L-arginine biosynthetic process; L-glutamine metabolic process. Gene Ontology annotation, cellular component: cytoplasm; carbamoyl-phosphate synthase complex. Bases 64 to 6759 code for a protein of 2231 amino acids. NCBI's taxonomy places the organism in Eukaryota, Metazoa, Arthropoda, Arachnida, Sarcoptiformes, Oppiidae. The transcript is spliced from 11 exons. Gene Ontology annotation, molecular function: carbamoyl-phosphate synthase (glutamine-hydrolyzing) activity; metal ion binding; aspartate carbamoyltransferase activity.